AUGGUUGAGAAUACAUACGGGCGCAUGGCGAGAGACCUGACGCGCGCUGGUAUCAAUAUGAAGAAGUGGGACAAGCCGUUAAAUGAUAAAGACUCGCAGAUCGCCGCCGAAUGGUAUGGGCAUUACAGCACGCUAGCCCAGUGGCCAAAGAAGAGACAAGAGCUUGAAGAAGUGCAAAGUCUGGCAGAAGACUGGCAGAGGGUAGAUCCGUUGAAACUCGAUUUCACGGUCAGCGUCGACAAUGAGGAGGACGGCUUUUGGCCACCCAUUUUCGCCAAUAUCCCAGUCUUUCAGAACACAAUCCCAGGGCUCAAGACGGAGUCCGCCUCGUGCAGAUUCAUUCGAGGCCUAGCCCCAUUUAUCGUGCUAUCCUCGCCUGAAAACAUGAGAACACCACCAGACUCGCAAACCGCCACACAGUUACCGGAAUAUCACCCCUACUUGGCGUUGCGGCUUCGAGGUGUUAUUCAUUCUAUCCCGGCGCAGCCGCGAUUGAACAGCAUUCCAGGUUGGAGACGCAUAAUCAUGGUGCUGUACAAGCCUACUUCUCGUCACCUAAUCCAAGUCCUCGAGCAUGCGGAGCAAGAAUAUGGCGAUAGCUUCACAACGACGAUUACAACGCAGGUGACUCAGAACGGUACGAACCACCCUCAACUCGCUCACGUCCUCAAUGGCGUGGGUGCAGCAGGGCAACAACCUGACCCUGCCGAGAUCGACGCACACCUCGCCACUCAUCUGCGCAAUAAACUUCUCAACAACCACCUCUGGCGCGACGGCUCAAGAUUUGACAAGGAUACAGUCGAGGAAAUGGAAGAGAAGUACCGACUGAGCGAGUACCUCGACUGGAACGACAUCGACUACGCCUACGCUUACGAGGGCUCGAUUCUCCCAGGCGGGAAAAUCAUGGUGGGACGUUGGUGGCGGCUUGCUAUGAAUGGAGAGGGACAUGGGUUGGAGUGGAGUGAUGCGCUUGGUGAAGUAGAGGAUGGUGAUGCUAUGGACCUGGAUGAGGAAGUGGGUACGGCUGAUGGAGUGCAGAACGGCAGUGGAGCCACGCAUGGGCACGGUAGUGGCAUCGGCCCCGGGAGAAGUCGAUGCAAGAAGUUGGAGAGAGGGCCUUUCAUCUUCUGGUGCUGA
Cladophialophora yegresii CBS 114405 is the source of this 1137-nucleotide messenger RNA. RefSeq lists its product as uncharacterized. Lineage: Eukaryota; Fungi; Ascomycota; Eurotiomycetes; Chaetothyriales; Herpotrichiellaceae. The transcript has 2 exons. The coding region runs from base 1 to 1137 and encodes 378 amino acids. The record is from RefSeq and is a predicted model, not a curated record.